Messenger RNA from Penicillium crustosum, 732 nucleotides. Its product is annotated as EAF7 family protein. Gene Ontology annotation, cellular component: NuA4 histone acetyltransferase complex; nucleus. The coding region runs from base 1 to 732 and encodes 243 amino acids. Gene Ontology annotation, biological process: regulation of transcription by RNA polymerase II. The record is from RefSeq and is a predicted model, not a curated record. Lineage: Eukaryota; Fungi; Ascomycota; Eurotiomycetes; Eurotiales; Aspergillaceae. The transcript has 4 exons.
AUGCCUCCAAGAAAAAAGACCAAGCGUGCGCACUCGCCUACACCCCAAGAUGAUACUGUGGCGGAGUCGAGCGCAAACACUCCGUCAAGCGACAGCGUCAGCAAGUCAGACACCGACUACGACCUCAUCACAGAUCCCUGGACAGACGAACAAGAAACUGCGCUCCUCAAAGCGAUCAUAAAAUGGAAGCCAGUUGGCCUACACAAACACUUUCGGAUGCUCGCAAUCUCGGAUUACCUCAAGAGCCAAGGAUACGCACCCUCCACAGCGGAACAUAUGCGGAUUCCAGGGAUCUGGAAGAAGCUAGGCUCAUUAUACAACUUGGAAGCUCUUGACGAGCGGGAAGAUUCAGUGAUCACCGAUGUCAACGAAGACGACGAAGGAUCCGGUGAGAUGUAUUGCACAUUUGAGCUGCCGUAUGACGAGUACGGCGAUAUGAUGUUUGAAAGGCGGCUGGCGAUGGAAGAGUCAUUAUCGCCAGUUACUAGUCGUGCCAGCCGCGCAGGCGGAUCGCGGCGAGGAAGCACAGUCGCAGAUACAGAUGAGCCAAGGUCUUCUCCCGCCCCGUCUCGAGGUCGCAUAUCCCGCCCCUCCACGCGUGGAACACGCUCAACUCGGCUGCAGGUGGAAAUCGGCCCAGGGAGUCAAGGCAAAGUAUCAGACGAGGGAGGCGAUUCGGCAGAAGACACUGGUGCGAAUGAUGAGGAUGACGAGGAAGGUGAGGAGGGGUGA